AUGAAGGAUAUGCACAACGACAACGACCCCCAGUUCAGACGAGAUGUCACAAUGUACAGGGAACUCGCAUGUCAUUGGAUAGCUCAGGAAAGAGAAGCCCGACGGACACAGCUACACAUUGGUGCCGCUCAAUACAGUAAUGAUCCUCUUCCACGCGCAUUCCCAUUCGGACACUUCACCAUGACGGAGACCAUCAGAUGGCUGGAUGACGUUCGUCGGCAUAACCACCAAGCAACGCUGGUGUUCCGUGGCUUGCCCAACGUGACGAACGGGACGAGCUGGGCACCAUUCGUAUGGCAGUUAUAUUCUGGGGAAGUUAUCCUCGGACAUGUCGAAUUGGACGCGCGGCUGUUCUUCGACCCCGAACCUCUUUUGUCCUGGGAUGCGGAUUUCGUCCUGGAGUCGAUGAUGCAGUCGUUGAGCCAAGGCCGACAGCUACGCGUAUCAAGCAGGAUAGAAGAAGGCUUCCCACAAAAUGUCCAAGUAUUCGAAAUACGCACCUUUGACAAUGGCUUGCUCCGAGAAUUAGGCCGAAGAUAUAUCCAUAAGCGCGUGUGUUCGAUAUGCCAUCGGGCGCUGCCACCGACGGGCCCGCAACAAUGUCUUUAUCAUUGA
Pleurotus ostreatus (oyster mushroom) is the source of this 615-nucleotide messenger RNA. RefSeq lists its product as uncharacterized. The record is from RefSeq and is a predicted model, not a curated record. The transcript has 2 exons. Bases 1 to 615 code for a protein of 204 amino acids. Lineage: Eukaryota; Fungi; Basidiomycota; Agaricomycetes; Agaricales; Pleurotaceae.